This is a messenger RNA of Acyrthosiphon pisum (pea aphid), 641 nucleotides long. RefSeq names its product histone H2A-like. Gene Ontology annotation, molecular function: DNA binding; protein heterodimerization activity; structural constituent of chromatin. Bases 70 to 444 code for a protein of 124 amino acids. Lineage: Eukaryota; Metazoa; Arthropoda; Insecta; Hemiptera; Aphididae. The record is from RefSeq and is a predicted model, not a curated record. Gene Ontology annotation, cellular component: nucleosome. The transcript has a single exon.
CAAUAUUUGCGGAACAACCAUCUCGUUAAGUAUUCAUUUUGAAACAACAGUCAUCACUACACAACAAUCAUGAGCGGACGCGGCAAAGCAGGAAAAGCCAAAGAAGGCAAGUCCAAGACCCGGUCGUCCCGCGCCGGUCUCCAGUUCCCGGUCGGUCGCAUCCAUCGUUUGUUGAGAAAGGGAAACUACGCAGAACGCGUCGGAGCCGGAGCACCGGUGUACCUAGCAGCCGUCAUGGAGUACUUGGCAGCUGAAGUUUUGGAGUUGGCCGGUAACGCCGCCCGUGACAACAAGAAGUCCCGUAUCAUUCCCAGGCAUUUGCAAUUGGCCAUCAGAAAUGACGAGGAAUUGAACAAAUUGUUGUCCGGAGUAACCAUCGCUCAAGGUGGUGUGUUGCCCAACAUCCAAACCGUUCUUUUGCCCAAGAAGGCAGAAAAUAAAUAAGGCAGAAGCAUAAUAAAUUAUUUCUUUAUCCACACACGCAUCCUAUUAAUAAUUAAAAAAGCAGCCUUUCUCAUGUGUGUUGCCCAACAUCCAAGCCGUGCUCUUGCCCAAGAAGACAGAAAAUAAAGCGUAAUAAAUUAUUUCUUCAUCCGCACACGCAUCCUAUUAAUAAUUAAAAAGGCCAUUCUCAGGGCCCA